UCGACUUUUCGAGCAUGUUUUAGAACUUUCUGGUUAAAAUACCAGUAGAUCCUUACCGAUCCUUUAUCCUUGUUUCUCUGCCCGCACUCGAGUGCAGAUCAUACAGUCCUGUCGUAAUUGUAGUGCCAGUUGAAGUUCGCUUGUGUUUUCCUAAUUGGAAUAACGAUGGCCAAGUGGGGCGAAGGAGAUCCACGGUGGAUCGUCGAAGAGAGGCCAGAUGCCACUAAUGUGAAUAACUGGCACUGGACAGAGAAGAAUGCAUCCCAGUGGUCUAAAGAUAAGAUUGAUGAACUCUUAAAUGGCCUGGAAAUAAAUGACAUAAUUGGUAACUGUGUUAUAACUGAAAUAGAGAAGAUGGAAGGAGAAGCCUCUGCUAACAAUCGCAAGGCUAAACUCAUUUUUUUCUUUGAAUGGACCCUCCAUCUCAAGUGGAGUGGAAAAGUGAGUGGUACCACUAAAAACAUAGAAGGCACCGUCAUCAUCCCCAAUUUGAGUGACGAAAACAAUGCCGAUGAGGUUGAUGUCAACGUCACAACAUCUGCUACAGGCCCUGAUGCAGAUGCCAUGAAGCAGUUGAUGCGAACUGUAGGGGCCAAAGAGAUCAGAGAACAACUUGCAAAGUACAUUAAAAGUUUAAAAGAAGAUUUUACCCAAGGUAUGAUUUUACCGAAAAAGGAUACAGAAGUCAAAAAUGGCGACAAGACCCAAGUUACCAAGGAUCCCGGUGUGAAACUGCCAUCUUCUGUUAGUACUCCCGAUAUGAAACAAUUGCAGAUUGGAGUAAAGGUUGAAAUGCAAUCGUAUACGUGCAACCAGAAUUUCAAAUGCCCACCAGUUGAACUGUACAACGUCCUAACGCAACCCGAAUUGAUGCGAGCAUUUACCUGCGCCUCGGUGCAGGUCAAUCCUUCGGUCGGAGGCAAAUUCAAUCUCUUUGAAGGCAACAUAACCGGGACCUUUGUUGAACUGUUGCCCAACAAGAAAAUUGUCCAGAAGUGGAGAUUUAGAACCUGGCCAGAAGGUCAUCAUUCGACGGUGACUAUAGAACUGAAAGAUGAAGGAGACUCUACGAAGUUGUCGUUGAGUCAGAGUGGAAUUCCCUCUACCGAAUUCGACAAAACUGUCGAAGGAUGGCAAAGAUACUAUUGGGAAGCGAUCAAACGAACUUUUGGUUUCGGCGCAUUUCUUCUUUGAUCACCGGCCAGACAAAAUGACAUACCUCUCCUAUCGCUCUCACAAAAAUCCUUUUGUCGCCUGUAUUUGAGCUAUUUACACUUGUCUGCUGUCA
This is a messenger RNA of Daphnia pulicaria, 1288 nucleotides long. RefSeq names its product activator of 90 kDa heat shock protein ATPase homolog 1-like. Gene Ontology annotation, biological process: protein folding; positive regulation of ATP-dependent activity. The record is from RefSeq and is a predicted model, not a curated record. NCBI's taxonomy places the organism in Eukaryota, Metazoa, Arthropoda, Branchiopoda, Diplostraca, Daphniidae. Gene Ontology annotation, molecular function: ATPase activator activity; protein-folding chaperone binding. Gene Ontology annotation, cellular component: cytosol. Bases 166 to 1194 code for a protein of 342 amino acids. The transcript is spliced from 7 exons.